AGUUUUUCCACCAAAAUCAUUCGCCUCAUUCGAUCUUUAGACGUUCAAGUAACAUGGACUUGAUUGUGGAACAUUUAACAUUUCUCAGGGAGAAUUAUCCCUUGGAAAAGUAUCUCUUGGGAGCAGGUGUAGCUGCUGUAACGAUCUACUUCUACCGCCGCUACGUUGAAGGUGGACAAUUCCGGAAGGAUCAUGUGAAGAUGGAUGGGAAAGUUGUUAUCAUCACAGGGGCCAAUACAGGAAUUGGGAAGGAAACUGCUCUGGAUUUGGCAAGGAGAAAUGCAAAAAUUUAUCUAGCCUGUCGUGACUUUAAGCGCUGUGAAGCAGCUAGAUUGGAGAUCAUUGAAAAGACAGGCAACACCCAGAUCUUCAACCGACAUCUGGACUUGAGUACCCUGAAGUCUGUUCGCGAGUUUGCAGAGGAGUUUUCACAGGAAGAACAACGACUGGAUGUUCUUAUUAACAAUGCCGGAGUCUUCUAUUUGCCUCACUCCAUGACUGAGGAUGGUUGUGAAUUUCACAUGCACGUCAACCACUUGGGACACUUCCUACUCACGCAUUUGCUCCUUGAUCAUCUAAAGAAGGCUCCACAGGGGAGGAUCGUUAACGUGUCAAGUCUUGGGUAUACAAGUGCAAAAAUUGAAAAGGACAAUCUUCAUCUGCUGAAACCAAACAGUUUUAGUAAAUUUAAAGCUUAUGCCAACUCUAAACUAGCCCAGAUCCUUACAACUCAGCGUCUGGCGAAGGAAUUGGAAGGUACAAACGUAACGGUCAACAGUCUUCAUCCAGGAGGAAUUCAAACUGAAAUUGCACGUAAUGUAAAAAUACCGAAGAUUCUCCUCUGGACUAUCUUUCCCAUCUUCGGUUUCCUCAUGGGUAAAUCCGUUAAGUCCGGUGCUCAGACAACAAUUUGCUGUGCUGUUGACCCAGACUUGGCUACAGUAUCUGGACAAUACUUCAGCGAUUGCAAGGUUGUGAAGUUUGAGAAGCUAAAACGUCAGGCUAGAGAUCAGGAGAUCAACGACUACGUGUGGGAGGAGAGUAUUCGUCUAGCUAAAAUUCCCAGUGAUUUCAAAUACAAAUAAAACCCUUUUUAUGUAUUUUUAGUAAAAGUUAUGUACUGGUUGUGAAGAAAUAAAAUUGUUUUUG
Molecule: messenger RNA, 1149 nt
Organism: Lutzomyia longipalpis
Lineage: Eukaryota; Metazoa; Arthropoda; Insecta; Diptera; Psychodidae
Product: retinol dehydrogenase 11-like
Exons: 4
Coding region: 54-1085 (343 amino acids)
Source: RefSeq, a predicted model, not a curated record